This is a messenger RNA of Protopolystoma xenopodis, 582 nucleotides long. The record is from the annotation of a GenBank genome assembly. NCBI's taxonomy places the organism in Eukaryota, Metazoa, Platyhelminthes, Monogenea, Polystomatidea, Polystomatidae.
AUGCCCCAGUCGACAGGUGCGCCCAGUUUCCGCGGCCUGAGGCAGGAUGCCUCUCGAGCGUUGCGUCAGCACGACAAUCGUGUCGAACAACGGCACAGCGACGGUUGUCAAGGCUACGCGAAGACGUCAUCGACACGCCAUGCAGCUGCGCGUUGCGCCGAAUUCACGUCCGCAACACGCGCCGCGAGCCUCGAGGCCCUAGCGACGCACGUCGCCUCAGCCGCUUCUUCACCCCAAACGAGUUGGAUGAACCGUCUCGGCAACCGACCGACCGACCGCAGGACGAGUCGGGCGUCCGCCGGAAAGCGGUACCGCGAGCCGCCUGACGCACGCCUUCGACAAGCGGCGCCGCGUCAGGGCGCACCAGUCUCCGUGAGACUGGGCCGUCCGGGAGGCGGUCGCGGAUUGGUCGGACCGGAGGCAGUCGCGGAUUGGUCGAGUCGGCGGCGGAAGGAGGCGCAAUCCGUCCGGCCGACCUGCUUGCGGCCGCGACGCUCGCGAGUCCCAGCGCCGACCGGCGGCGCGGCCGACAGGGACUCACUCGUCGAGGCGUGGCGUGGCGUGGCGUGGCGCAUUAAUUGA